UUUGUUUACGUUCGCUUGCUGACAGCUGCGCUGACAGAUGCUAGCAACGGUCUGCAGUUUGGAAUCAUUAAGAUAGCAUGUAGGUAUGGGACGCAAGUUAGGACAUUAUCGUUCGUCAAGUUUUAAAAGUAGAAGAGAUAAGAUUUUGACGGGACAAAGAAGACGAUGGAACGCGGAGAGAGUCAAAGAAGACCAUAGUUACUGUGGUGGCGUAAUUUCACCGGACCUGUCGACGUCGUGUGUUGGAGAGGUAAAGGAUGUCGGUGAUGAUGAUAGGUGGAGAGACGGGAGACGUGUUGUGGAAUUAGGGGUACUUGCUGAUGGUUUGUCUGGUUGUAAAACGUGUGGAAUACCCCUAACUCUAUCACAUACGACGCACAUAUUAAACUAUGGCCUCGGAGCUUUACUUAAGAUUCCCUGCGACAACACUUUGUGUAGAGCUAUGAAUAGUAUUCCAACAGGGAAAAGACACGACCAUCAAGUGUUUGACAUGAACACAAAAUUAGCCACAGGUAUGCUACAUGCAGGCAUUGGAACUACACAAGUGAACAGUUUGCUAACAUCACUUAAUAUACCAGCAGUUAGCCAUGCAAUGCUUGAUAGAAGACAACGAGAAACUGGGGAGGCAAUGGAGGCACUUGCAAAAGAAUCAACAGAGCAAUGGAUGGAUGAGGAAAAAAAAUUAACAACAGAGAUGACAGGAGAAGACAAUAUUGAAGUUUCUGUAGAUGCAGGUUGGCAAAAGAGAGGCAGUGGGAAAGCAUAUAACAGUUUGUCUGGGCAUUGUUCUAUGAUUGGCAAAAACACUGGCAAAGUCACUAACUACAGAGUGAGGUCGCGAUCCUGCAGGGUGUGCACAAGUGCGGAUAGCAAGGACCAGUCACCUUCUGACCACGACUGUAGAAAAAACUGGAAUGGUUCAGCAAAGGCAAUGGAGCAGGAUAUGAUCGUAGACAUGGUAUCAGAUUGCAUAAACAGAGGCUUCAAAACACAGACUAUAAUAGCUGAUGAUGACUCCACAACAAUUGCUAGGCUGCGACAAAAUGUAAAUGUCAACAUAAAGAAAAUUUCUGACAAAAAUCAUGUUAAAAAGAAUUUCAGCAAAACCUUGUACAAACUUCAAGCAACAAACAAGAAACUGACAACUACCAUCAUCAGAUAUAUAAUUAAAUGUUUUAACUAUGUAAUUGCACAAAACAGUGGAAAUACUGAAGGAAUGAAGAAAGGUCUUGAUUCACUGUCCAGACAUCCAUUUGGUGACCACAGCCUAUGUGAUAAAUCCUGGUGUCGAUUCAUAUCAAAUCCAAAGGAGGUUUACAGAUCUCUUCCUCAUGGCAAACCUAUCACUGACCCCCAACUCCAGCAAACUUUGACCGAAGUAUUUAACUCCUAUUUUCAUCAUGCUGAGAAACUUUCAUCACUUGGAAGCACCCAGGCUAAUGAAAGUUUUAACAGAAUUGUUGGUUCAAAGGCUCCAAAAUCACAACACUAUAGUGGUUCAGCUAGUUUGAACUACAGGGUAGCUGGGGGAGUUCUGCAAAAGAAUUCUGGACACACUUACCUAUCAAUGGUUCACAGAAAAAUUGGAUUAUCUCCUGGUACACACACCUUGAAGCUGGGAAUUCUCAAAGAUUUACAAAAUCGGCGCAGGAGAGCAAUUGCAACAACAACAAAAGCAAAGAAAAAAAGACUUGCAUUAAAAGCAAAAAGAAUGCAGGCAAACACAGCAAAUGAAAUCAGAGAAGGCACGUCAUACCAUCCCGCCAUAGAUACCCUGGACAUAUCAGCUGAUUCCAUUAAAGAAAUUCCUGAGCCUCAACCAUCACCUACAAUGGAGACUUCACCUCUACCAAAGAAAUGUUCAGCAGUUUACUUUGACCUUGAGAGUACAGGGCUAGCUAGGACUUCUCACCUCACUCAAAUUGCAGCAGUAUUUGGAGAGGAAAGUUUUGACACCUAUGUGAUACCACGUAUCCAAAUAUCGCCUACAGCAUCUACAGUUACUGGGCUCACAUGCAUAAACAGGGCACUUUUUUAUAAAGGCCACCCUGUUGAUUCUGUUUCAAUUUCAGUAGCCAUACAACAUUUCAUCACAUAUUUGAAGAAACAACACCACCCGUGUUCCUUGUUGGACACAAUAUUAAAAAUUUUGAUUGUCCACUGCUUUUGA
Messenger RNA from Pecten maximus, 2170 nucleotides. RefSeq lists its product as uncharacterized. The transcript is spliced from 7 exons. The coding region runs from base 86 to 2170 and encodes 694 amino acids. Gene Ontology annotation, molecular function: nucleic acid binding. The record is from RefSeq and is a predicted model, not a curated record. NCBI's taxonomy places the organism in Eukaryota, Metazoa, Mollusca, Bivalvia, Pectinida, Pectinidae.